AUGUCAGAUGUAAUCAAGGCCCAGAUUGCUAGUCACCCUUUAUAUCCCACCUUACUCUCUGCCUACAUUCAAUGUCGAAAGGUUGGGGCACCACCAGAGAUGGCUUCGGUUCUUGAAGAAAUCAACCAUGAAAGUCUUCCCAUGUCCACUUGUUCCCACAUCGGAGCAGAUCCUGAACUUGAUCGUUUCAUGGAAUCAUAUUGUGAGGCACUAAAGAAAUACAAGGAGGAGGUUUCAAAGCCAUUUGAUGAGGCCACAAAUUUCUUAAGCAAAAUUCAAUCUCAGCUCACAGACCUCUGCAAACAAACCCUACCAUCAACAGCCUAUUCUUCCCAUCCUUGGCCAGCUGAUGGUUGUGGUCCAUCAGACGACGACUUCAGCUAUGGAGAAAUGGAUGCAAACGGAAGUCGAGAAUCUAACAAAAAUCCUGAAGGCGAUGGCGAGCUAAAACAGAUGCUAAUGCGCAAAUACAGCGGCUACCUGAGCAGCCUGAGGAAGGAGUUCCUCAAAAAGAGAAAAAAGGGUAAACUGCCCAAGGACGCAAUUGUUACAUUGCUCGACUGGUGGAACACGCAUUAUAGGUGGCCGUACCCCACGGAAGAGGAGAAGAGCAGGUUGUCGGAAAUAACGGGAUUAGGGCAGAAGCAGAUAAACAACUGGUUCAUCAACCAGAGAAAACGACACUGGAGACCCUCAGAGGACAUGAGAUUUGCUCUCAUGGAAGGGAUUGGCGGCACUAGUAAUAAUGCAGGAUCCUCGUAUUUUGAUGCUACAGGAGGAACCGGUGGCAUUGGAAUUUGA
Molecule: messenger RNA, 801 nt
Organism: Striga hermonthica
Lineage: Eukaryota; Viridiplantae; Streptophyta; Magnoliopsida; Lamiales; Orobanchaceae
Source: the annotation of a GenBank genome assembly